Molecule: messenger RNA, 563 nt
Organism: Lolium rigidum
Lineage: Eukaryota; Viridiplantae; Streptophyta; Magnoliopsida; Poales; Poaceae
Product: cytochrome c oxidase subunit 5C
Exons: 2
Coding region: 124-315 (63 amino acids)
Source: RefSeq, a predicted model, not a curated record
CAAAAACGCAUUCUCCCAAACAAAUCGAAGAGUUCGGGUCUCUCUCUCGCGGCGGCGCAGGCGUCUCUCCUCCAUCUCCGGCGGCGGAAAGGCAUUUCGGCAUCUGAGCCCAACAGCUAGCAAAUGGCAGGCGGCAGAAUUGCACAUGCUACCCUCAAGGGUCCGAGCGUGGUGAAGGAGAUCUUCAUUGGACUCACCCUCGGGCUGGUUGCUGGUGGUAUGUGGAAGAUGCAUCACUGGAACGAGCAGAGGAAGACUCGAUCCUUCUAUGACAUGCUUGAGAAGGGUCAGAUCAGUGUCGUUGUCGAGGAGUAGUUCUGCCGUGCUGGACCUGAAGCUCUGCAUCCUCAAAGUCUUUUGUCAUUUUGUUUUUGCCAGUAAUUUUCUGAAACUCCCUGGAGGGCAUGACAAAUUGAUUGCUGUGGAGAUUGUCAUGAAAAUAAGCACCACUAUUUGAGAACAUCGAACCAAUUUUACAUUUGCCUUGUCUUUGACAUCUUAAAUGUCUGUCUCAUAUCUGUCACAAACAAAAUUGACAUCAAUACGAUUUAGAUGUCCUGAUA